GUCAGUUUUGUCUUUCAAGCUCUUAAAAUGGCAUUCAAUUUCGACAAUUUGUGGUCUUUUUACACGAAAGCUUGUGCUGCUGCUGGAAUUAUAUUAUUUUUGGAAGAGAAAGAAAGAACCACAACCCUUAAAGUGUAUCAGAAAUUCUGUCAACUUUUCUUUUCGCUUUUCGUAUUCUCACAAGCUUACACUUUGGCCACUCAAUACACGGACUUGACUGUCGUUAUUAUUGCUGGUGCAGGACUUGUAAUAUUUGUUGCAGUAGCCACCGGUCCGAUCCAAUUGAUCAGAAACCAUGACAAUUUUAUGGCGAUAAUUCAGUGGUGUCGUGCUCUUCACAAGAACGGCCAACAUUUUCAUCCAACGUUACGACAAUUCACUGCAAAUCACUUGAACGUGGCUGGACAUAAAUCCAUGAAAAUAAUGAAAAUCUUCACAUACCUACUGGCAUUCGAUGGCCUUGCAACCACAAUUUUAUUCACUACCCUUGCCAAUUUAUUGCCGAUUGGUGACCUGCUGCUCGAGAAAUAUCAUCCACCGUUUCCAUUUGAUGUGCCGUUUCACAGUGCAGCAAUAUGGGAAUCAUUUCUGAUAAAUUUAGUGGUUCAAACACUGGGCAUAGUGAACGGCACAUUACUCGGCAAUGCUGUUAUGUCCAUCUAUUGUGUCAUUUUCAUCCAUUUAUUGGCGUUUUUGGAUGUGAUCUUGACGGCUGUGGAGAAUUUCAAUGAUUCUUUGAAGCGAAAAUUUAGAAAAGAAUUUUUUGAAAUGGACACCAUCGAAGAAUUCGAUCAAAUAUUAGGUGAAAUUGGUGAAGACUGUGAAUGGGAUGACGAAGGAAUAAAGGAGCACAUCAAAAUAAUUGUCGACAUGUGCAGUGAAUUUAACGAUCAAUUGGAAAAAUUUUCGGAUUUGUCGUCACCAAUUUUUCUCGCUUGGGAAUUCACCUCGUUGUUCACAACAUUUAUUUGUGGCAUAAUUUUACUGUUGGAACGACAACAUUUCAUACUUUCACUUGGUGUUUUAAUGGCAAAUAUAUUCUUCUUUGCUAUCUGUUUGGUAAAUGAUUUAAUUCUGGACAAGAUAUCAAAAAUAAACGAUGGCCUGUACAAUUUACCGUGGUAUUUCAUGAAACCAUCUGAACGACGGAUGGUUUUAAUGGCAAAAAGCACAUUUAACGUUCAAGUUGGAUUCACUGCUGGUGGAAUUCACGAUCUGAAUCUUGAACAGUUUAAAAGCAUCACUGAAGUGGCCAUCUCAAAUUGUUUGGCGUUGAAAACGUUAGCCGAGCAGUAAAUUCA
Molecule: messenger RNA, 1301 nt
Organism: Bradysia coprophila
Lineage: Eukaryota; Metazoa; Arthropoda; Insecta; Diptera; Sciaridae
Source: RefSeq, a predicted model, not a curated record